AUGUUCUCGCCAUUGACAACUUUCAAUAUUGGAGGAUCGAUGGUGACAUUAUUGGCUAGAAAACAAUACUUACCUAGCAGAAUGGCUGGUUCUUUCGGAGUUAGGGUCUUUACCGAGCCGUUUAGCGUACAAUUUUCACCAAUGGUGCAGUUGUCGGAUAUUGAAAUGCUCUUAGCUCCGUUAAUGGCCGCCAGACGAGAUAUGCGGUUGCCAGUGGCUGUUUCAAUCCAAUCGUCCAUGAAGAUGUAG
Messenger RNA from Sungouiella intermedia, 249 nucleotides. NCBI's taxonomy places the organism in Eukaryota, Fungi, Ascomycota, Pichiomycetes, Serinales, Metschnikowiaceae. The record is from the annotation of a GenBank genome assembly.